AUGCAUCUCCCUAAACCAUUCCUCAUUGGCGUCGGGGGAGCCUUUCUCUCCCUCCAGCUGGUUUUUCUCCUCAACAUGUGCUACCUCUACGGCACGGCUUUUCAUGACACCACCCGGUACAGUGCCAUGCAUGUGCUGUAUGUGGACUAUGACCAGGGUCCAAUUGGCGAGUCCGUUCUCGGAGCCUACAACAUCCUGCAAGGCCCCUCACUCGUCACCCUGGAGCAACACUCCGUCAGCGAAUACCCAACCGAUGCCGACAUCCAGCAAGCAGUAUGCAAAGGCCAGUACUGGGGCGCCAUCUACGCCCGCGCCAAUGCCUCAGCCCAUUUGACAGCCGCCGUAACCUCCUCAGAUGCAGCCCAGACAUACGACCGGACACAAGCCCUCCAAUACUACUGGAAAGGCGCGCGAUACGCAGCCUACGCCACCGGCGUAUACUCGCAGCUCGCCGAGCUCGUCCAGACCACCGCCGCCAUCUACGCCCACACCCACGGCACGACCCUGCUCUCCAGCGCCAGCAACCUCACCGACCCCGCCAUCGCCGCCACCCUCCUCCUCCCCAUCAGCGGCACCGGCACCGACCUCGCCCCCAUGGACCAAGGCGUCCGAUUCUACUACAACACCGUGUCCAUGGUGAUGACCAUCUUGCCUCAAUUCUUCUUCCUGAUGGCCCUCAACGGCAUCUCCACCCAAUUCCACAUCUUCGCCCGCCUCACCCCGCGCCAAAACCUGCUUCUCCGCGUCGCCAUCUCCCUCCUCUACACCUUCACCGCCGCCCUCGUUAUGACCGGCUACAUCUGGGCGUUUCGCGAAUCUUGGUCCGUCACGGGCGCCCAAUUCGCUCUUACGUGGAUGGCUAUCUGGCUGGUCAUGCAUCUACACUUUCUUCUGAUUGACUGCGCGACAGCGUUCAUUCCCCCGCAAUUCCUCCCCUUCUUCAUGUUGACGUGGAUCAUCCUCAACGUAUCCAGCAGCAUCGCGCCGUUUGAACUGUCCGCGGGAUUCUACCGUCUGGGCUAUGUCCUUCCGUCCAGGGAAUUAUACGACGUGCUCCUGCAGAUCUGGACGAAUGGUUGCAAUCCAUUUCUGUAUCGCGCGCUGCCGAUCCUUUGGGCUGAGUGGCUGGUGGCCGGGGGCUUGUUUCUCGUGGGGAUGCGACAUCGGUGCCGGACUGCGGCUGCGAGGUUACCUUGGCCGGUGACGGAGGAUUUUGAUAAGCAUUCGAUGGUGUCGUUGAGGUGA
Messenger RNA from Aspergillus ibericus CBS 121593, 1245 nucleotides. RefSeq names its product SNG1 family protein. The coding region runs from base 1 to 1245 and encodes 414 amino acids. The transcript has a single exon. Lineage: Eukaryota; Fungi; Ascomycota; Eurotiomycetes; Eurotiales; Aspergillaceae. The record is from RefSeq and is a predicted model, not a curated record. Gene Ontology annotation, cellular component: membrane.